AUGAAUACUAAUUUAUUUAAAUCCAUUUUUUUAAUAAUUGCUCUUAUUCCUUCGGCUACUUCUACUAAUAAUUACUCACUACCCCUUCCAGAAACAGAUCUAAAAAUGGGGCAAAAUAGUUCAGAAUUGGCUGAGAGAGAAGAACCAACAUAUUUUCAUGGUGGAUUUGGUGUCACAAAAAUUUCUGUAGAUAAAGGUGAAUUACCAUGCCAAAGAUCCUGCACUCUUUCUUUUCCGGUGUACACGAGUUAUAGUGUACUAGGAUUUUUAGCUUCUGGGGUUUGUACCGGUGGUGGUGACAUUUUUGUAAAUGAUACUAAGGUAUAUUCUGAUUAUUGGUCGAAUGAAGUUAGUCGAAAAAUUUCCUAUUCUCAAUGUGCUACUGGUAAAGGUAUCGCAGAUGUUGAUAUACUUUUACCAUUAAUAGAUACUCCUAAUCAGCCCUCUCUUCCUAAUUUUACAGUUUAUGCUUAUGGGGGAGAUAAUGCGUUAAAUAAUGUUUCUUUCUCUGAUAAUUUAAGUGUGGGGUCAAAUAUUUCCGAAAUUAUUGUUCCUAGACAACCUAAUCAACCACAGGAGGUAUAUACUUAUGGUGGUUUUGAACCAAAUGGACCACCCCGAAGUCGAUUUGACCAUGGAUUUUUAACUCUUGGUGGUUGUCAAGUUAAUCGGGGAGGUACUAACGGUGUUUUUCGUGUUCAACCUUCUCUGGUGGAUCCGAAUGUAAGAGAAAUAAUCCGUGUGGGAACAUCUGGAUCUACGAUCUAUGCUGAAGACUCUGUUCAAGUUCCAGGUGGAUUUGCCGAUGUAAUCGCUGAACAACUUGUUCCUAAUGCCGAAACUCCGGUUUGUUUUUCAGGAAGUUACUCCGGUAAUGUUUGCGGAACAGUUACUGAACCAGAUUAUAUGCGAGAUUUUAACUUGAAUCCGACGGAUUAUUUUCAAGGUUUAAUUAGGGUUCGGUUGGACACUGUUCCUCUUGCCUUCAAUGAUGGUGUGGAUUAUGACAGAGGUGCUCCUGUUUACUUUCCCACUCGUAAUGAUUUUGGUCAAAUAAUCAGGGUUCAACCAGUCGGCAUUUUAAUGGAAAUCACUCAGGAAGCCAGAGUUAAUGAAGGUGUAUGCCAAAUAGAAUAUUAUGCUUAUUGUGUUUCGGUAGAUAGAAUUUUGCGAAAUAGUCAAGAUUUAGAUUUGAUUGGGAUACCUCCUCACCCAAAAACCGAGCAAAUUAUAAACAAAAUCCCUUAUAAACUCCUUAAAUUAGAAAAUAUUCGGAUAACCAGCAAGCAACCAACAAAAAAAGCCAAUCAUUAUCGGGUGAAGUAUUUGGAUAAAUGGCAAAAUAAAGUAUUUCCGCCUCAAGAGGAAUUCGAAAGAGUGGUAAAAAGAGUAAGUAAAAGCGAAAAAAGAACUAAUAUUGGUUUAGCCCCUAAUGCUUCGCCGAUAGAAAAAACUAAGUAUGAUUUUUGUCAAACUAUCGCUCGUUAUCGCCGCGAAAAUAACUUGGAGGAAAGAACUGUCGCUCAACAAUUAGGAAUUACUUCCUCUCGUUUAGAUAGUAUUCUUUAUAGUCAUAUUGACGAGUUUAGUUUGGAUGAGUUAGCCAACUAUGCUAAUAAACUUCAUAUUCACUUUGAUUUAAACUUAAAAGUUAUUGAUUAUGAAAUUAGUCCGUAUUAUGAAAAGCAUAAUGAGGAAUAUUUAGAAAAAUUAAAAAGAAAAGGGAUUAAAUUAUCAGAGAAAGAGUUAGCCGAAAAACUGAUUACUGAUGAUCUGAUUAGGAAAAUAUUGGCUCCUCAAUUGCACACCAAAGAAGUUAAAUUAGAAGAAAUUAAAGUAGUAGUAGGAGACAAAUCCCUAAAAAAUCUCGGUCAUUAUGCCUAG
Molecule: messenger RNA, 1884 nt
Organism: Racocetra fulgida
Lineage: Eukaryota; Fungi; Glomeromycota; Glomeromycetes; Diversisporales; Gigasporaceae
Source: the annotation of a GenBank genome assembly